AUGGUAGAAACUUCUAAAGAUCUGCUAGUUGAUUUACAUAUCAAGUUUAUACUGAGCCAAGAUGAACAAAAAGACAAGAUGAGCUACUGGACAUUUCAACAUUUAAAAAUGAAUGGUGUUUUCUGGGGUAUUAGUGCUAUGAAUCUUCUAGGUCACCUUGAUAAGUUCAAGCGGGAAGAUGUGAUUUCUUUUGUUCUAGGGUGUUGGAACAGUGACGGUGGUUUUGGUGGGAAUGCCGGUCAAGACUCUCAUAUGUUGUACACUUUGAGCGCUAUUCAGCUUCUUUGUUUAUUUGAUGCGCUUGAUGUCAUUGACACGGCGAAGUGUGCGCGUUGGGUGGCGUCGCUGCAGCUGCCGGACGGUUCCUUCCAGGGUGAUGUGUGGGGGGAGGUGGACACGCGAUUUGUGUACAUUGCGAUGAAUUGCCUCUCGCUGCUGGGGCGCCUCUCGCUGAUGGACGUGGAGGCGGCCGUCGGUUGGGUGCUGCGCUGCCAGAAUUGGGACGGCGGCUUCGGCACGACCCCCGCCGCGGAGAGCCACGCCGGGCAGAUCUUCUGCUGCCUCGGCGCCCUCCGCAUCGCCAACGCCCUCCACCGCGUGGACGGCCAGCGACUCGCCGCGUGGCUCGCGAUGCGACAACUCCCCACCGGCGGCCUCAACGGGCGGCCAGAGAAGAAGGCGGAUGUCUGUUACAGCUGGUGGGUCGUCGCCUCCCUCGCCAUGCUGGGCCGCACUAGCUGGAUCGACAGAGACGCACUCUUCGCAUUCAUACUCACAUGUCAGGACGAAGAGGAUGGCGGCAUCGCAGAUAAACCGGGAAACGUCGCAGACGUUUACCACACCUUUUACGGUCUCUGCGGCCUCAGUCUCCUCGGUUAUAAUCACUACCCACUCGCCGAGAUUAAUCCAGUCUACGCGAUGCCAUACGAUACACUUGAGCGUCUCGGGGUAUCGGAAGAGAGGGGUCUACUCGUAGGAAAGAGAGGGAACUAG
Molecule: messenger RNA, 993 nt
Organism: Trypanosoma theileri
Lineage: Eukaryota; Euglenozoa; Kinetoplastea; Trypanosomatida; Trypanosomatidae
Product: putative geranylgeranyl transferase type II beta subunit
Exons: 1
Coding region: 1-993 (330 amino acids)
Biological process (GO): protein geranylgeranylation
Cellular component (GO): Rab-protein geranylgeranyltransferase complex
Molecular function (GO): Rab geranylgeranyltransferase activity
Source: RefSeq, a predicted model, not a curated record